GUUAAGUUAUGUUUGGCAUUUUCACAUAAAUGGUGAUAUUGACUUGAAGAGAGGUUUUAUAGUAAAAAUGUCUGCAAGCGACGCGCACGUGUCAGAAUAUUCGCCGGAUGGGAAGUUAUUUGCUAAUAUUGAUGUCCAAGGUAUCCUGCGAAUUUUCGAUACGGAUACUAGUGAAUUAAAACAAGAGUAUACACCAAAUCUCCAUUUAUCUGGACCAUGUUCAGCUCUUUUAUGGAUUGUGACUUUCACGUCGGUGGAGAGAAAGAGUAAGAAAGCACGUACAUCAUUAAAUGGUGCGGGAGCACUGUAUAUUGCUUUGGGCACAACUAAGGGGCUAGUGUCACUUUAUUCAUAUGCUGAAGCCAAGGUCGAACGCUGUCUUAAAGGUGAUGGCCACGCUGGACGUAUAACUGCGUUAGAACAAGGCGAUCUCGGUAAACUGUUUUCGUGUGGUGAAGACUGUAAAGUGAUAGAAUGGUCUUUGACUAGCGAAAAGCAAUUAUUAUCUUGGUCAGUAGGACCUGAAAAACCUUCCAGCUUAGCAUAUAUGAGUGCUUCUAAAAGUUUGGUGGUGGGAUCAAGGCAAAUUAAAGUGUUUUCUGUCGAGACAAGAGAACUAUUGCAAACGUUCACCGGACAUACCUCCGAAGUCAAUUUAAUGCGCAAAUUUGUUUUUGAAGAAAAUAAGGAAUACGCAGUCACAGCUUCUCGUAUGGAACGUAUAACCUGUUUAUGGGAAAUUGGUGGACAGGGGAAGAACUGCCCACCUUUUUGCGCGUUACUUAUGGAGGAUGUAGCGUAUUGUCUUACUUGCCAAAUGGAUGAAGAAAGCAACGCUCUUCAAAUUGCCAGCGUCACAAGAAGUGGAGUUAUACAUAUUUACCUAAUUGAAAUAAAGAGUGUUAGAGCGGAGAAGCCGAUUAAACCUAAAUUAACUAUUAGCGUAGCAUCGGAUAGCACCACAGUAAUAGAACCAAUAUCCGUUAUAGCAGCAACUUUUCAACAUUCUCAGCGACCUAACGAAAUAUUAUUUAAUUAUGGUGAUAGACAUUUUAUGCUUUUUGAACAUUUGAAACCAAAUUUUGGCGAGAAAAUGCAAGUGUUGAUAAGGACGAAACCAAGAAAUUUAAUAAAACAGAUCUCUGGUACAAAAGCGAAGGGGACAGAUGCUGCGCUUAAGAUAUUGAAUCCCAUUAUCGAUGACCGACAAGUCGACCAUAAAUCUUCUGUAACUUUGGGAAAAAGGAAUAAGAAAUCUGCAGAUUUGUCCUUGGAAUCGCGGCUACAAAAUUUAAACUUAGAUAUACGAGAAAAUAAAACAGCACCACAGGCUGAAUGUAAAGUACAUUUAUUACUGCAGUCAUUACAUAGUAAAGAUGCUGUAUUGUUAAGAAGUGUUUUGUGCACAAAUGACGUCAAAACGAUACAAUUAACUGUACAAAAGCUACCAACACGAUACAUAGGAACGUUGAUUGAUGAGCUGACGUUGCUCAUGCAUCAAAAGCACGUAAACGUAGAGUUCGCUAUGAAUUGGUUAAAGAUUUUAGCUCAAACUCACUCGAGCCAAUUGAUGGCUUUAGGAGCAGAGGAAUUGCUAAACAAAUUUGGACCUUGUAUUGGUAUUAUUGAGCACCGAACCAAUUGUUUGAAGGAGCUGUCCAAAUUAAAUGGGCGUUUGCAAUUGUUGGUUAAUCAACUAAAACGAGAUACUGACACUGAGCCGAACGAUUUUCAUAGUGAAAAUCUUUUGGUUUAUGAAGAUGAUGACUCAUCAAAUUCUGAAAUGGAAAAUGCUGGAGGAAAGAGUGAUUCCGACGACGCGUGGGAAGAGGAUAAUGUUGAAGAAAAUAAAGGAACAAUGGAUCAAAAUAACGAUGACGAUGAGAACAUGGAAAUGUGAACUAAGUACUGAGUUCCCGCCAUCACUUAGUUCAAGUAAAUAUUUCAUAGCAAUUUUUAUUCAACAAGUCUAUUUACUUUUAGAAUAUAUUUAAUU
Messenger RNA from Glossina fuscipes, 1996 nucleotides. Its product is annotated as WD repeat-containing protein 43. Gene Ontology annotation, biological process: maturation of SSU-rRNA from tricistronic rRNA transcript (SSU-rRNA, 5.8S rRNA, LSU-rRNA). Gene Ontology annotation, molecular function: protein binding. The transcript has 8 exons. Gene Ontology annotation, cellular component: nucleolus. The record is from RefSeq and is a predicted model, not a curated record. Lineage: Eukaryota; Metazoa; Arthropoda; Insecta; Diptera; Glossinidae. Bases 68 to 1900 code for a protein of 610 amino acids.